AAUCCGUCUCUCUCAUCAGUCUCUGGCUCUCUGUCUUCUCACUGCAAACCCAUUGUGAUUUGUGUAGGAGAGAUUUCAGCGACCGAUAAUGGCGUACUCGACCUUGGUGACUUUCAUGCUCUUCGCUCUCGUGGCUGGCUCCACCUUUGCUCAGGCUCCCGGAGCCUCCCCGACCCCUGCGCCGAAGAGUUCGCCUCCAGCGGCUACUCCUGCGCCUGUUUCCAAGCCUCCUGCAACGCCUCCAACCCCGACUCUAGCUCCAACUCCUUCUACGGCGACUCCUUCUUCUAGUCCUGCCCCAUCCACUGCGACUCCUCCUUCGGAAGCUCCGACGGCUUCACCACCGCCUCCUCCCGCGGCCCCUGGCUCUGCUCCUUCCACUUCUCCCGCGGCCCCUGGCUCUGCUCCUUCCACUUCUCCCACGGCCCCUGGCUCUGCUCCUGGAAACGGUGGUAGCUUGAAUAGAGUCGCAAUCGCUGGAUCUGUUGCUGGAAUCGCUUUCGUAGCGGCUUUAUUGAUGUAGAUCUAUUUUAUUUUUAGUAGGAAUUUUUAUUUUAUUUUUGUUUCUGUUGGUUUCUAUUUUCAGAGACGGUGAUGGACGGUUGAGAUUGGAUUGCCUAGUCUAAUUUAUUGUUAAUUAUUGUUUACUGCUGAUUAUGGAUUCUUUUAUGGCAUGAUUUCUUCUUCUGUGUAUCUGUUUAAUUUAAUUAUGCUAUUCCCAUUA
This is a messenger RNA of Tripterygium wilfordii, 724 nucleotides long. RefSeq names its product classical arabinogalactan protein 5-like. The transcript has a single exon. Bases 89 to 523 code for a protein of 144 amino acids. The record is from RefSeq and is a predicted model, not a curated record. Lineage: Eukaryota; Viridiplantae; Streptophyta; Magnoliopsida; Celastrales; Celastraceae.